CCCUCUUGAACAUAACGUAACAUUAUGUUUAUGUAUAAUGUGUUCUGUUCCUUUUUGCCAGGUGUCGGACUCGCUGCUGUAGUGAUGUCAUUUCUGCUAAAUGUUUAUUACAUUAUUAUCAUCGCAUGGGCUCUGUUAUAUCUUUUCCAUUCGUUUAGCGCCACUUUACCAUGGGUUGACUGCGAUAACUGGUGGAAUACGGAAAACUGUACAACCAAUUACACAUACGUGGAUAACAGUAGUGUAUCUACCACAAUGGAAUUUUGGAAGCGGUACAUACUAAGAGAAACGGAGGGUAUCGAUGAGGUUGGUCAGCUCCGGUGGCAGUUGUCCCUCACCCUCCUGAUAUCCUGGAUCCUAUGCUACUUUUGUAUAUGGAAAGGGGUCAAAUGGACUGGCAAGGUAGUCUGGUUUACAGCUUCCUACCCGUAUGUUAUGUUGAUAAUCUUGUUUAUUAGGGGAGUAACUCUCGAUGGCGCUGUUGACGGCAUCAUUUUUUAUAUCAAACCAGAUUUCAAUAAACUUCAAGAAUCAGAGGUUUGGAUUGAUGCAGCUACUCAAAUCUUCUUCUCGUAUGGAAUCGGGUUAGGUUCACUUAUUGCACUGGGGAGCUAUAACAGUUACCACAACAAUGUAUAUGCGGAUGCGCUAAUCGUGGCAUGUGUUAACAGUGGAACAAGUAUAUUCUCUGGCUUUGUAAUAUUCUCUGUCAUAGGUUACAUGGCGCGUACGCAAAAUAAGUCGGUGUCAGAAGUAGCAGAUUCAGGUCCAGGUUUAGCAUUUGUAGCGUAUCCCUCAGCUGUAGCAGAGAUGCCUAUCUCACCGCUUUGGGCUUGCCUCUUCUUCUCUAUGUUAUUCAUGCUGGGAUUGGAUAGUCAGUUCUGUACCAUGGAAGGAUUUUUUACCGCCUGUAUGGACGAAUGGCCUCGUUACCUCAGACGUUACAAAGAAAUUUUCAUCGCAAUUGUCUGUUUCUUCUCCUACAUUAUAGGGCUUAGUAUGGUGACAGAGGGUGGUAUAUACGUCUUUGAACUUUUCAACACGUACUCAGCAAGUGGUAUGAGUCUGCUGUUCUUGGUAUUUUUUCAGACUGUCGCCAUCAGUUGGUUUUACGGGGUCGACCGUUUUUACGAAAACAUUGAAAAGAUGAUUGGAUACAAACCAAAUAUCUGGUGGAAAUUAUGCUGGCUUGUUUUUACACCAGCCAUUACAGCGGGAGUGUUUAUCUUCAGUCUUGUAAAAUACACUCCGUUAACAUAUGUGGAUUAUGUGUAUCCAGAUUGGAGCUACGCUAUCGGUUGGAUGCUAGCCCUUAGUUCAAUGUUGUGUAUUCCUGGAUAUAUGGUGUAUCUUCUAGCAAAAACGCCUGGAACAUUGUACGAGCGCUUCGUGAUUUGUAUAACUCCUCAAUGGACUGAGAGUGAUUAUGCGAGAGGGAUUCCCGUAUCUGACUACAAAGUGAGCACAUACGUUAACGCCACACCCCAGGGUUACCAGGAAGUAGUGAAUAACGAUGAAUGCAAGGUUUAAUCUGGCGGCAAUGCAGUUAAAAAUACACAUAAGAAAGUAUGAAUGAUAUCUGAACAGACAUGGAUAGGCCAAUGGUGGAGAGGCGUUUGUGAUGACGACAUAAUAAGUCCUAACAUAAGUGUUGUGACAGAAGAAGUUGAUUGAUGAUUAUACCAUUGUAAUGAUAAAUACUUGGAUAAUUUGCCAUCAAGUUAUGACCAAAUGACCUGUUUUCGGUCACCUGUCAUUCAGUUAAAAACACUUCAGGUCCAUGAGAACACUAUUUGGAUUCGACAUGUUGUAAAAUAUUUUGUCACUAUAGGGUUGAUAAUUAAUUAGAUAGGCCUAUUAAUUAAGGUGUUCAUAGUCAGUGAGAAUAAUCAACAAGCGAUUGAAGAUAGACAGGUAGAGAAAACUAGGGAUACAUAAGUUGGAUGAUUUAAUAAGUUUGUUUUGAAAAAAGAAUAUGGAAAAUCAGAAUUUACAUAGAACUUAUAAACAAAACAAAUAAUACAUUAAUUACAAAUUAUAAUGAAAAUAAUAAUAAUAACAGGACUAAUAAGACUAGUAAUAACAACAUGUUAUAAUAAUAAAUAUUAAAUAUAAUAAAUAAUAAAUAUUUUAUUUUAUUAUUAAAUCUAAACGAACAAUUAAGCAUUUCCCUGAGUGGUGGUAGCCUCGUUCGCCUAUUAUUAAUAGCCGAUAAUAAAGAACGUGUGGUAUUGCAAUGAUAAAUUGUUAAAUUGAUGCUUUUAAUUUGAAGUACCGGUACUAGGCCUAUUUCUGAAAAUGUUAACCAGAGCAAAAAAAAUGUAUUUCAGAUAUUGGACGUUCAUAAGAAUAAAUUUGAAUAACCAUUUAGUGGUAAUAUUCCGUUCAGCAGGGAUCAGAGGGAGAAUCCAGUAAAGAUGACACAUAUUUUAUAGUAUUUCAUUAUUCAAAAACAUUACAUAUUCCCUGAUAUAAGCGCUAUAUAAGAACGAAAUAUUAUUAUUAUUAUUGUGAUCCACACUGAAAAUGACGGAUCGCGUGUCUGUAUUUGCAAAACAUACUACAGUGUACUAGUAAAAUCCAUAAAAUUAAGACGUUUGAUAAAACUUUAUAAAACUGGCAUAUUACACUAUUAUUAUUUAAGCAUAAUAACUGUUCUCUUGUAUGUUAAAUCAGGGUAUAUGAAUUAGCCUAUUAAACGUGGCGAUGUUUUUCGCUGUAUAGAUGGAUGUUAUUUGUCACAAGUUCUGAUGAAUUAGCUACCGAACGACAAAUUUGAUAGAGUAAAAAUGCCAUAACAUAACAGUAAAGGUUUUGUGAAUAUUUGUCUAUAUAUUAUAUAUAUGUUAAGUUUUCUUAGUCUACCAUAGAAAGGUAGGCAUAGGUAGCAGGUAUAUGGGUCGUUUUUUUUAUAUAAAUGUAAGGUAUAGCUUCAGGAUUCUACAUGUAGGUCAACUCUUCACGUUAUUUUUCCUAUAGAGUUAACAUUUAAAUCGGUCACUCUUGGCGGCCCUAGCACACACAAAACGUUGUUAUUAUAACAUUCACGAAAAACCAUGUGGACGCUGUGGAUAUGUUGUCAAAAAAAAUACGAGCGGAAAGCUGCAGCAUUUAGUCAGAACUUACUAUACGUUACAAGUACGUAUUUAUAGUGGAAACCAAACUUAAACGGUAUAUAACGCAAACAAUUGUUAACUUGGCUAAUACUAUCACAUCAGUGCAUGCAUUGACUGUUGAUACAUAAUACAGAAUUGUUUAUACACGAUACCAAGAUAUUAAAACAUUUUAAAUUUUAUAUUAUUAAUAGAAUUAUUAGAAUUGUAUUAUACCAUUUUAUUAUAGUAUAUAGAUCUCACUACUGUGUAUAUAGUAACAUUAUAUAUUCUAUAUUAUAAUAUUUUCAUUUCAUAAUAGAUACAUUGUUAUUACGAGUAAAAAUCUAUAAAACUCUUAGGUGGUCUAGUCAUGAACGUUUUUGUAGUGUAGUAUUUAUAAGUCGAGCUAUAGUCAUAUUGCAGCUCCGGCCUCUAGAAUGGAAACAUACGGUAUUAUGAAUAAACAAUGUAUAUUCCAAGCUCUGGAA
Anneissia japonica is the source of this 3583-nucleotide messenger RNA. Its product is annotated as sodium- and chloride-dependent GABA transporter 1-like. Bases 25 to 1530 code for a protein of 501 amino acids. NCBI's taxonomy places the organism in Eukaryota, Metazoa, Echinodermata, Crinoidea, Comatulida, Comatulidae. The record is from RefSeq and is a predicted model, not a curated record. Gene Ontology annotation, cellular component: membrane. The transcript has 11 exons. Gene Ontology annotation, biological process: sodium ion transmembrane transport.